Messenger RNA from Funneliformis mosseae, 138 nucleotides. The record is from the annotation of a GenBank genome assembly. Lineage: Eukaryota; Fungi; Glomeromycota; Glomeromycetes; Glomerales; Glomeraceae.
AUGUCACCAAAUACUAGGUCGCAGAUUAGACUCUUUUGUCUAAUUUACGGUGAUAGUCCAGGUUCUGCUUUCGAAGUUAAGAUAAAUAAGAGUGAGACCGUUCACAUGUUGAGAGAGGUUAUUAAGGAUAUGAUCGAG